Messenger RNA from Jaculus jaculus (lesser Egyptian jerboa), 1978 nucleotides. It is a transcript of the gene Odc1, whose product is annotated as ornithine decarboxylase 1. Lineage: Eukaryota; Metazoa; Chordata; Mammalia; Rodentia; Dipodidae. Gene Ontology annotation, molecular function: ornithine decarboxylase activity. The transcript is spliced from 11 exons. Bases 258 to 1643 code for a protein of 461 amino acids. Gene Ontology annotation, cellular component: cytoplasm. The record is from RefSeq and is a predicted model, not a curated record.
GCCGGCUGGCGUCUCCGGCAGGCGGGAGCGAGGCGGCUGACGGGCGCGGCGGCGGGCGGCCGAGCGCUCCUCAGGCUCUGGCGCGAGCACGGGCGGCAUGUCCAUGGGGCCGGCCCGCGGCGCCCCGGCCUGGUGAGAGCAUUUCCACUGCUGCUCCAAGGACACAAAGUUUGAAAUUCCCAGAUAAUUACCUUUGAGAAGCUGGAAAUAAUUUCCUUAACUCCAUCUCUUAGUUUCCAUAGGCACAUUGAGAAACCAUGAACAACUUUAAUAAGGAAGAGAUUGACUGCCACAUCCUUGAUGAAGGCUUUACUGCCAAGGACAUUCUGGACCAAAAAAUUAAUGAAGUUUCUUCUUCUGAUGAUAAGGAUGCUUUUUAUGUUGCGGACCUUGGAGACAUUCUAAAGAAACAUCUAAGGUGGUUAAAAGCUCUUCCUCGUGUCACUCCCUUUUAUGCAGUCAAAUGUAAUGAUAGCAGAGCCAUAGUGAACACCCUAGCUGCCAUUGGGACAGGAUUCGACUGUGCAAGCAAGACUGAAAUACAGUUGGUGCAGAGUCUUGGGGUACCUCCAGAGAGGAUUAUCUAUGCAAAUCCCUGUAAACAAGUGUCUCAAAUUAAGUAUGCUGCCAGUAGUGGAGUCCAGAUGAUGACUUUUGAUAGUGAAGUUGAGUUGAUGAAAGUCGCCAGAGUGCACCCAAAGGCAAAGUUGGUUUUGAGAAUUGCCACUGAUGAUUCCAAAGCAGUCUGUCGCCUCAGUGUUAAAUUUGGUGCCACACUCAAAAUCAGCAGACUUCUCUUGGAACGGGCAAAAGAGCUAAAUAUUGAUGUCAUUGGUGUCAGCUUCCAUGUAGGGAGUGGCUGUACGGAUCCUGAGACGUUUGUUCAAGCAGUAUCUGAUGCCCGUUGUGUCUUCGACAUGGGAGCUGAGAUUGGUUUCAGCAUGUAUCUGCUUGAUAUUGGUGGUGGUUUUCCUGGAUCUGAGGAUGUGAAGCUUAAAUUUGAAGAGAUCACCAGUGUGAUCAACCCAGCGCUGGAUAAGUACUUUCCAUCAGACUGUGGUGUGAGAAUCAUAGCAGAGCCGGGCAGAUACUACGUUGCAUCAGCUUUCACGCUUGCAGUCAAUAUCAUUGCCAAAAAAAUUGUGCUGAAGGAGCAGACUGGCUCCGAUGAUGAAGAUGAAUUGAAUGAGCAAACCUAUAUGUAUUACGUGAAUGAUGGAGUAUACGGAUCAUUUAAUUGCAUCCUUUAUGAUCAUGCACAUGUGAAGCCCUUGCUACAGAAGAGACCCAAACCAGAUGAGAAGUAUUACUCCUCCAGCAUUUGGGGACCAACAUGUGAUGGCCUUGAUCGGAUCGUUGAACGCUAUAACCUUCCUGAAAUGCAUGUGGGUGAUUGGAUGCUCUUUGAAAACAUGGGUGCAUACACUGUUGCUGCUGCUUCUACUUUCAAUGGAUUCCAGAGGCCUACUAUUUAUUAUGUGAUGUCACGACCAAUGUGGCAACUCAUGAAGCAAGUUCAGAAGCACGGCUUCCCGCCUGAAGUGGAGGAGCAGGAUGUCAGCACUCUGCCCAUGUCUUGUGCUCAGGAGAGUGGGAUGGACCGUCACCCGGCAGCCUGUGCUUCCACUAGUAUCAAUGUGUAGAUACCAUUCUUGUAGCUCUUAACUGCGAGUGUAGCUUGAAUUAAGGGAUUUGGGGGGUCCACUUAACUUAAUGACUGCUAGUUUUGAAAUGUCUUUGUACGAGUAGGGCUGGCACAGAUGCAGCAGUGUGGAAGGCUAGGCAAUGGGGUCACACUUAUCUGUGUUCCUAUGGAAACUAUUUGAAUAUUUGUUUUAUAUGGAUUUUUAUUCACUUUUCAAACAUACUAAAGUGUGCCCCUCAGCUGCUGAGCAAGCAUUUGUAGCUUGUACAAUGGCAGAAUGGGCCCAAAGCUUAGUGUUGUGACCCAUUUUGAAAAUAAAGUAUCUUGAAAUAA